Molecule: messenger RNA, 1023 nt
Organism: Ochlerotatus camptorhynchus
Lineage: Eukaryota; Metazoa; Arthropoda; Insecta; Diptera; Culicidae
Exons: 1
Coding region: 1-1023 (340 amino acids)
Source: RefSeq, a predicted model, not a curated record
AUGGGUAGCAAACUUUCACCCCUUCUGGCGAACGUCUUCAUGAGCGACUUUGAGGUAGAUGCUGAAAAGCAAAAGUUUUUCCCUCGAGUCUGGCGGCGCUAUGUUGAUGAUAUCUUCGCACCGGUGAAGGAACGCUACCUAGAGCAGACACUGAACAUGCUGAACUCCCGCCACAGCUCAAUUAAGUUCACAGUAGAAAGAGAAGUGGAUGGAAAAUUGCCCUUUCUAGAUUUGAUGGUCACCAGAAAGGAGGACGACACGUUGAAAUUCGGUAUUUACCGAAAACCGACAUCCACUGAUCGAUACAUCACCUCGGACUCCAAUCACUUCGGCGCUCAAAAGCAAGCCGCCUUCCACUCUAUGGCACACCGUCUCUAUAAUGUACCUAUGGAGGAAGAAGAGUUCGCUGAAGAAAAGGAACGUAUCUACAAGGCGGCGGAAGUAAAUGGAUACGAAAAGGAGUUCACCAGCAAAAUUUUACAAAAACACAAACGCAAGAAACGCCUACAGAACAUAACCACACUACAGCCGGAGAGGGAUGAAGCUAAGAGGAUUAGCCUACCAUUUUAUCCAAAAGUCACAAACCCAAUCAAAAACACACUCAAACGUCAAGGACUACACAUAGUACACAAAAGCGACAACACUCUACGCGACCUGUUGUGUAACCUUAAGGACAAGAUUCCGGCGGAUGAGCAGUCUGGAAUUUACCGAAUUCCCUGCCAGGAUUGUCCCUCGGUGUACAUCGGACAAACUCGUCGCAAAGUAAAAGUUCGCCUUAAAGAACACAAAAAUGCUGUCGACAACAAUAAAUCAAACGAUUCAGCUGUGGCGGCGCACACGACGGCCUCCAAUCAUCAAAUUGAUUGGAAAAGUGCGAAGCUCAUCAAAACAGUACGAAAACCCUCACACCUCAAUGCAUGGGAAUCAAUGCAUAUCAACAACACACAGGAACCACUGAUGAAUGAAGAUGAUCCUCCCAUCACAUCAUCUUUGUUCAACUUGACGAAGCUGAAAAUACAGUAA